AUGUUAAGAACAAGUACUACUGCUUUAAAUAUUAAACGUAUUACUGCUAAUACUGUUACUAAGAUUAUCAAAAAUAAUAAUAGUACACUUGCGGGUGGUUCACUGUCUGCAGCUUCAACCACAGGUAUUGAUAAAAAUAAGAGUGUUUGGAAUGAUGAAUCACGCCCAGCAGCUUUGAAAUUUAAAAAAGGUUCCAAGUUAGAAAAGUAUUUUUUUGAUACCAAUGAUUCUACCUCACUUCCUCCUAGUUUAAGAUCUGCAUACUAUAAAAAGAAAUAUACUUCACCAUCCAAGUUAGAUGAAACUUUUAAAUUAUGCUACAAGAUAUUGGAAUCUAAAGUUACUUCACCUCCUACAACAAUGGGUGAUAUUGCUACUGAAAUUAAUAAUCCAGUUGUUCACUAUAAUUUUGGUUUUCAUGACAAAAUAGAAAACAAUCCUAAUUAUAUUGAUUAUAAUUUGCCCAUUUAUAGAUAUUUGGGGUUGAAGCAUUGGGAAAACGAAAAUGGCCAAAUGUUGCUAAUGCAAAGGUUAGAAACUUUACAUGUUUUACCAGAUACUCUACCAACAUUAGAUCCAGCACCAGUGAUUGAUUUGAAGUUGAGGUUUCCUUAUGUCAAUGGUUCCAAUAGAUAUGUUGAACCUGGUUUAAAAUUGUCUUCAAAAGUUACUAUGUAUCCACCACAAUUCAAAUUGAUAAACUAUGAUCCAAAUGCCAAUACUGAGAAAAAAUAUACUAUUGUGAUUAUUAAUCCAGAUGAACCCGAUUUGGUUAACGAUAGUUAUAAGACUGUAUUACACUAUGCACUCAGUGAUAUUACAUUAGAAGAUUAUAAUAAGAAUGUAUUUUCUGAGUUUGAAAAUAAUGGGAGUUUGAAGAAAUUACUUGACUAUUUACCACCUACUCCAGAGAAAAAUGCUGGUGACCAAAGAUUUGUAAUUUGGCUGUUUGAACAGCAAGAUCCAAGUAGAGAGGUUAAAUUAUCAUCCAAUUCUAGAGAUUUCUUUGAUAUUAGGACAUUUGCUAAGGAUAACAAUUUGAAAGCUGCUGGUGCACAUGUUUGGAGAAGCGGAUUUGAUCAAAAUGUAAACAAAGUUAGAGAGGCUUAUAGCUUACCAAAGGGAAAAGUUUUCACAAGAGUUCGUGUUUAUUAA
Messenger RNA from Saccharomycodes ludwigii, 1155 nucleotides. It is a transcript of the gene MRPL35, whose product is annotated as mitochondrial 54S ribosomal protein mL38. The transcript has a single exon. The record is from RefSeq and is a predicted model, not a curated record. Lineage: Eukaryota; Fungi; Ascomycota; Saccharomycetes; Saccharomycodales; Saccharomycodaceae. Bases 1 to 1155 code for a protein of 384 amino acids.